Molecule: messenger RNA, 723 nt
Organism: Folsomia candida
Lineage: Eukaryota; Metazoa; Arthropoda; Collembola; Entomobryomorpha; Isotomidae
Exons: 2
Coding region: 128-664 (178 amino acids)
Source: RefSeq, a predicted model, not a curated record
ACACCUUGACAUCACUUUCUGAUAAGGUAUAAAUAAUGAUAUGAACUGCACAAAAGGAUUCAUUCGUAUCCCAGAUUUAUAACCCAAUUCAAGUAUUAAAUUUUUUAGUGAAAUAUUUGCAUUUGAAAUGUACAAAAAGCUCGGAUUCCUACUAGUUGCUAUCGGCAUUGCAGCCUGCAAUGGCCGUGCUUAUGUUAGAGUUUCUAGUACCUCCAUAAUCGAGAAGGAAGUUAGACCAGCAGCUAACGAUACUAAAGGAAUUACCGGUGUAGUAAUUCCUUGCUCGCAAGCGCAAAAUCCAAACUGUGUAUGUGGUGGAGUAGGAUCUAUCGUUCAGCUUAGGAUCACCGAUUGCGAAGGGUCAAGCGGAUGCACUUUCGUCCCCGGAACAAGUUACACCUCUGAGAUAGAUUUCAUUCCAAGCACUUCCGGUCCAGGUUUGAGGCUGAAGGUUGAGGUAGUGCAAUUCGGGUUCAACACGGUAAUCUUAGAAGAGGUGCUACCUAACUCUAAUGUCGAGGCUGGGUCAACUUACACCGUCACUUAUUCUCUCGUUGCAAACGACGUCCUCAGUGGAAGCUCCGUCGUACUAACAGGCAAACUCUUCAACACUGAAACUCAAUUAUUGGAAUUGUGCGUUGGUACUAUUGCUAGAAUAACAUAGGUACUCAAAUCUCCAUUAAGCUGAAAAUAAAAGAACAACAAGUAAAUAUUGCAGCAUAA